Manis pentadactyla (Chinese pangolin) is the source of this 1418-nucleotide messenger RNA. Its product is annotated as microtubule-associated protein RP/EB family member 1-like. The transcript has a single exon. NCBI's taxonomy places the organism in Eukaryota, Metazoa, Chordata, Mammalia, Pholidota, Manidae. Gene Ontology annotation, cellular component: spindle midzone; microtubule plus-end; cytoplasmic microtubule. Gene Ontology annotation, molecular function: microtubule plus-end binding. Bases 122 to 1000 code for a protein of 292 amino acids. The record is from RefSeq and is a predicted model, not a curated record. Gene Ontology annotation, biological process: spindle assembly; protein localization to microtubule plus-end; regulation of microtubule polymerization or depolymerization.
CGAGGGGGUGCGUGUGAGGUCAUUGUGCAACCGGGCGGGCAGGGUCGAGCGGUUUGAACGAGACUAAGACGGAACCGGAGCCAGGCGUGGGCAGUGGACGCCGUCCCGCCGAGAGCCGAAGAUGGCAGUGAACGUAUACUCAACGUCAGUCACCAGUGAUAACCUAAGUCGACACGACAUGCUGGCCUGGAUCAAUGAGUCUCUGCAGUUGAAUCUGACAAAGAUAGAACAGUUGUGCUCAGGGGAUGCCUAUUGUCAGUUUAUGGACAUGCUCCUCCCUGGCUCCAUUGCCUUGAAGAAAGUGAAAUUCCAAGCUAAGCUAGAACACGAAUACAUCCAAAACUUCAAAAUACUACAAGCAGGUUUUAAGAGGAUGGGUGUUGACAAAAUAAUUCCUGUGGACAAAUUAGUAAAAGGGAAGUUUCAGGACAAUUUUGAGUUUGUUCAGUGGUUCAAGAAAUUUUUUGAUGCAAACUAUGAUGGAAAAGACUAUGACCCUGUAGCUGCCAGACAAGGUCAAGAAACUGCAGUGGCUCCCUCCCUUGUUGCUCCAGCUCUGAACAAACCGAAGAAGCCUCUCAGCUCUAGCACUGCAGAUGAUAGCCCUAAUCACCCCAGCAGAAAAAAGACCCCAGUGAAGGACUUACUCCCAGCACAAAUGAUCGUGACUAAGAUCGCUCCACAGAGGCCCACUGCAACACACAGAACUACUACAACCCCUAAGGCCGGCCCGGGUGUGGUGCGAAAGAAUCCUGGUGUGGGCAAUGGGGAUGACGAAGCGGCUGAGUUGAUGCAGCAGGUCAAUGUAUUGAAACUUACUGUUGAAGACUUGGAGAAAGAGAGAGAUUUCUACUUUGGAAAGCUAAGAAACAUUGAAUUGAUUUGCCAGGAGAAUGAGGGAGAGAACAACCCUGUAUUGCAGAGGAUUGUGGACAUUCUCUAUGCUACAGAUGUGAUACCUGAUGAAGGGGGCCCACAGGAGGAACAAGAAGAGUACUAACAGCCUGGACAAGCAGAGCAACACCCCAACUCUUCACUCCAAAUCAUGUGCUUAACUGUAAAAUACUCCCUUUGUUAUUGUUAGAGGACUCACUGGUUUCUUUUCAUAAGCAAAGAGUACCUCUUCUUAAAGUACACUUUGCAGAAGUUUCACUCCUUUUCCGAUGAGUUUGAGUCAGGAGCUUUACCUUUUGGCAGAGCAGCAUUAACAUCCAGUUGGUUCACCUAGGGAGCAAGGAGGCUGACCGUGGGGCUCACCGUGUGGAUGCCGGUGACUCUGGUUGCUGAAGAAGGUGUUCAUGUAACACUCUGAGGUGGAGGCCUCAGGAGAGAAAUGUCAAGACUGGUUUGGAUUUUAAGCUAAUGUGAAAUCUUGGCAGAGAAUGUCAACGUUUUAAUAAAUAAAUGCCUUAAGAGUA